ACACUGCGGUAUCAGUAAAAGCCAAGACUAUAUGCAAACAUGUUUUUAUAACGCACAUCUUGAAAAUUGAACUCUUGACCCGCCCAAGCCACACGCACUCCCACAAAUAGAACUGGUAGUUAGGUGAGCACCAUGGCCAAGGCGAACGGCUGGAAUGGCUGCGAAAUGGGCGUGCAGGUAAACGGGAGCAGUUCUUCGAAGUACUCCCGCGGCACGGAGCUGCGACGCGUUGAGGACAAAGAUAUCUACCGGCUGGCCAAAAUUCUGGACGAGAACGCUUGCUGGCGCAAGCUUAUGUCGAUCAUACCCAAGAGUAUAGAUGUGCAGGCUUGCAGCGCCGCCGGAUGUCUGAACUUUCCGGUGGCCAUCAAAAAAGGAUUUAAGUAUACUGCGCAGGACGUGUUCCAGAUUGACGAGGCCGCGAACCGACUGUCGCCGGACCAGAGCAAGUCCCAGAUGAUGAUCGACGAGUGGAAGACCUCGGGCAAGCUCAACGAACGUCCCACAGUAGGGGUGCUGCUCCAACUGCUGGUGCAGGCUGAGCUCUUCAGUGCUGCGGACUUUGUGGCAGAGGACUUCCUAAAUGAAUCCAAACCUGCGCGCCCGGUGGACGGUCCCGGAGCUAUCAUUAGCCUGGAGCUGUUGGAUGAGGACAUGGAUGUGGACAACGACGGCCUGAGUCCCAGCUUCCAACCAAGUACUACAGCUCUUGAGGCGGUUGCUCAGGGCAGUGUUGGCCUAAACCUGGACAUUUUUGAUAAGAACAUGGUGGCUCGGGACAAGAGUGUGCCGCAGCCAUUUGGGGAUACCCCUCCUGUAGCUCCGCCUCGACGCCCUCCAAGAGCCGCUGCAAUCCCUGGCUCCGCUGCCCCAACCAGCACUGGAUCCUCGACGUUGACCACUCCGAACUUACCCAAUCUGACAAUUCUCAAUCCCAGCGAACAAAUACAGGAACCGGUGCUGCAGCCGCGCCCGCAAAACAUCCCCAAUCUGUCCAUACUCAUGGCUAGCUCUAAUGACUCAACCACAACAUUUUUGGAUAACCCACGGAACCCAGCUAGCUCCACUUUACCGCCAAACAUACCACGAAUCACCCUUUUAAUUGACAAUUCAGCAGAAAUAAGUCCUCGCACAACUCAUGGUCCAGAGAAAGCUGCUAAAUCUACAACGCCGCCAGCGAACUUAAACAAUUUACCAAUGAUAAGCGCUUUGAAUAUAACAAAUGACAAUGGGGAGACCUCGUGCCCAGACAGCAGCAGCACCACCAGCAGUUUAAGCAACGAUGAUGAUGGAGAAGGGGAUGGAGAGUACGCGGAUGCCUCUUUGCCCAACCUAAGCAACUCAGAGCAGCAUAACUCCAACAAUGACUCCAGCCUGACAACGGUCACUGGCACCAGCGGUGAUAACAGCUUCGAGCUGACCAACGACUCCAGCUCGACUUCAAAUGACGACUACGCUUGCAAUAUUCCAAACCUAAGUGAACUGCAACAGUAGAUAAAAUCUACGUCCGUCACGAAGUAUAAUUUCCAUGACCGAGACAUUCCCUUUGCCACCUAAGCUUAAGUUAUGUUUGUCUAAUCCACAUACAUGUAUUUUUUUAUUUGUCGAUUUCGGCAUUAGAUGUGGACCUAAUUAAAUGAUGCCUAAUGUGUAAGGGCCUACUAGAAUCUAAGAUUCAGGGCAAGCUUUCGAAUUACUGUUGUUUCGUUGUCCAUAUCACGAGUACACAGUGCAUGACAUGUAUCCGUUUCGAGAAAGCCAUAAAAAUGUAACCAAAUAACAAAUUCUACAACAUUUUGUAUAACUUACAAAAUACUCUUUAAUUUUAUAGUAUAUACAUACUUAAACAAUAAAUAGUUUUCAUGGACUGCGUUA
Molecule: messenger RNA, 1875 nt
Organism: Drosophila subpulchrella
Lineage: Eukaryota; Metazoa; Arthropoda; Insecta; Diptera; Drosophilidae
Gene: tub
Product: protein Tube
Exons: 2
Coding region: 133-1494 (453 amino acids)
Biological process (GO): signal transduction
Molecular function (GO): protein binding
Source: RefSeq, a predicted model, not a curated record